This is a messenger RNA of Sitophilus oryzae (rice weevil), 1258 nucleotides long. Its product is annotated as protein THEM6-like. Lineage: Eukaryota; Metazoa; Arthropoda; Insecta; Coleoptera; Curculionidae. The transcript is spliced from 4 exons. Bases 497 to 1162 code for a protein of 221 amino acids. The record is from RefSeq and is a predicted model, not a curated record.
AGGGAUGCGACGCGUCACCCGUAUCAAUGGAAGCUUCGCUGCUGUAUACCGAACAUUAUAAUAGUUGAUACUCAGUUUUGUUGUAUACCCAUUGUACCUAUGACCGAGACCACACCCUCUUGUGUGUUGAUAUUAUUAUAUCCCCAUAUGAAGUAGAUGAAUUAUUCAAGUUAAAAAUGAUAUAAAUUACUGUUAUAUAAGUUACUGAUGGAAGAUUUUUUGUUAUUGGACUACAAAUGUUGUCUAUAAUGAUAUGUGGUACUUUGGUGAAAUGGGAAUUCUUUUCACUAAUCUAAAUUAUAUAAAGAAUGGAAAAAUUCUUAAUGUUGUAAUGCCCGCUAAGGUUGUUAUGAAAGCUGCCCAAAAAUAUUCAUGAGGACCACAACAGUUGCAGCUGUAUAGAAGACACAUACAGGGCAGCCCGUUAGUUAGAUGUAUCAAGACUGCAAGAAACAUCAACAAAAAUGAGGAUUGAAUUUGAAAAAAUAGAAGAAAAAUGAUCGAUAUUUGUUCGCUGGUGCUCAGUUUGGCGGGGUUGGUGGUCGGAUUCUACUUUUUGAUCGAGUUACAUUAUUUUCUGAGGAUUUUGUUGUGUGUGGUCGGUGCCAAAUUCUUCAAAAAGAGGAAAUUUAUUUUGGACAAAACACUAAUUACCGGUAUUUGUUUGUCUACAGAUAUCGACUACUACUUAAAUCAUAUGAACAAUGCUAGAUACCUCAGAGAGUUGGAUUUUGCCAAAAUAGACUUCUAUGAAAGGACUGGCUUAUAUAGGAAUAUAGUUGCUAAAGGUGGAUCCCUGUUUGCUGGUGCUACAACUAUCAGAUAUAGAAGAUUUAUUAGAGUAUUUAGUAGAUACCAAAUAAGUACAAAGAUAAUUUACUGGGAUAAUCAAAAUAUUUAUAUCGAACACAAAUUUAUCAGUAGUGAUAAAUUUAUUAAUGCCAUAGCACUGUGUAGGCUGAGACUAGUCAAAUGUGAUGCCGAUAUUAUAAUGAAAGAAUUAAUACAGGAUGUUCCAAAAAAUGUCGAGGUUGAAACGACGCGAAGAGACAAGCCGGAACUGCCUAGUGACCUAGAAAAAUGGAUAGAAAGUAAUCAAAUUUCUAGUGAUAGGUUAAGGCAGAAAGAUAUAAUAGAUGAGAAGGAAAUUGAAAAAGUAUAAAUUAUAUUUUAUUAAUAUUUUGCUGUAUAAAGUAUAAAUAUUCUAACUGUAUUAUACAGGGUGUUCCUUAAUGACAUGCUAAUAUUUAAGGGCGUG